Messenger RNA from Bursaphelenchus xylophilus (pine wood nematode), 4805 nucleotides. The record is from the annotation of a GenBank genome assembly. Lineage: Eukaryota; Metazoa; Nematoda; Chromadorea; Rhabditida; Aphelenchoididae.
AUGUUUACCCGCAAUCUUGAUCCGACUUCGACAGUGGUCGACGUCAACCUCCCUUUUCGUUGGGUUCCAGACACCUCAGACCUUCGGAGCAUGGUAAGGUUUAGAAUGGCCUUGUUUUACGUUAUUUUAGGUAUGAAUAAUGUAAAAUUUGCUAUUUUCUUUGAUUGCAGAGCUCCCAAUUUACUCUCUCCAAGUAAUUCGUCUUCUUCUUGACCAGUAUAGACUUCAGCGCCUCCGAACUUUCUGGACAUAACAAAGCACGCUCAGAAGUAUCCAAUCCAAGUCGACUCGCCAUCAGUUUUAUGUGAGUUCCGUUUCAUUUUUUUGCAUUGUAUAUUUAGAAAGAACGUAGAAUUUGAUGAAAUCACUUGAACAGAGGGUGCAGCUGGGUAUUGUAUUUUUUCUCGAGCUACGUCCUCUGUACCUAUUGAUUGUCCUUGUUUAUGAGUUGUUGACCCAUCUUAUUUACAGAUUUCUUCGCAUCUGCACACCAUCUUCACAGCAACUUCGCUUCGAUUUCCCUUCUCCAACUUCAGUUCAAACAUCGACCAUUGUUCAUCCAUACAAAGGACACCUGACCUCGACAAUUGACACAGCAAUUGGACGGCAUAAUUCGGCAACAAAUGGUAUCGGUAAUCGUUGUAUUAUACCUUGUGUUUGUCAUUCAUAAGAUUUAUUAGUUUUUUUUAUUGUAAAUGAGGUUAGUUGUAGUAAUCGGAGUUUUUUGCUCUAUGAAGGGUGGAGAGCCUUCAUAAAAACGAGAAGUAGGACUCUAUUUUCGUUGGGUGUCAAUGUUGUGGUCACAGUAGGCAGGGAGUCGGGGGUCUCGGACCUGUUCGGGUCUUGGAUGUCGGGAGGGUUGACCCCUUCUUACACUUGGGGCUAGUACCGGAGGUCGAGGGCGGGUAAUCGGAGUACCCCGGGUAUUCCGUUGACCCGGCGCUGGUGACCAACGGUGGAACGGGGGCUCUACUUUCACUAGUCCUUGUGAAAGUGCUGGGAAAAGUGGGAAUGGACGUUGGGGUAUCGGUUGUAACACCAAAAAAGUUAAUAGUAUAUAGCGACUUGCCAUCCCCUAAACCGAGCGGAGGCUGUUGAUGUGGAAGAGCGAUGGGGGGAUUGGAUGUUCAAGGCCUUUGGCCAAAGUUAUAAACCCGACCUAACCCAGUGGUGACGGCUGCUUCGGAUAAAGCAAGCUGGAGCCAUCGAUACGCCGCAGAGUUCGGUAAUUGGUGGUGCCGAGACCUGGGGCGCUCGGCCGAAGUCCUCAUUCCCCUCCGAGCAGCCAUGAGCAGGGGCCAUGUGGCUGGCACGAAGUUAAGGCGGGUCAACGAGGUCCCCAACGCGGGUAAUGUAGCGAAAGCUCGCCUCUAUACCGCGGUCGUGCGCUAUGGUUCCGGCUGAAAACGUCCCACGGGCCAGCCACGGGUUAUGAGGUCAAAAAACACUAUUCUUUUUUCAGCUUCACUACGGUAAGUUUUCGGAGGAUCGUGCGGGUAAGUUUUGAGCAGUACGUUCAAAUUAGGGGGAUGGCAAAGUUGCAUAAAAUAUGCAGUUUUGUUUCUAUGUUACAACCGAUACUCCAGAAAGUCGUCCCACUUUUCCCAGCAUUUUCGUACAACAAGGAGUAGUGAAAGAAGUGCCACUGUGAAGCUGAUAUAAGCCACGACCGGCAAUACGGAAAUACCGGCCGAAACGAGAAGUCCGCCGCUUGAACCGAGCGGAAACACCCCAGUAUAAGUUAGGAUAGGCCCUCCUUGGCAUCCGUGGCUCCGACAGAAAUCCAGACCAUGGGGUCUACAUCACAAAAAGUGAUGUAGGCACUGGGGCCAACUUUGUUUGGCUUUAGGGGAGUGCUCCCUCCCUACUGUGGCCUCAACAACGACACCCAACGAAACUAGAGCCCUAGAAUAUUUUUACAUUAUGCCUCAUAUUAUUAUAAGGCAUCAUAGAUUAUUAUCUCCGAUUUACUAUGACUAACUCAGUAGACUUUGGAUGAUGUUGUAAUACUCUUAAAUGUACUUUGCAGUUAUUGUUAAUUGUUAUGUAUGUACUACUAUACAUUUCGAUAUUGUUUAUGCGAUAUAUUACUGUGAUUUGCUAUAUAACAUUGUAAAUUUUGUUUUUACGUUGUUAUCUCUGCUCGCUCUAUGAAUUUCUCACACUCUUUUUUCGGAAAAAAUAAUUACAUAUUGGUUGUUGUACUUUCUGCGGAUUUAUGUGAUAUAUACUUGCCUAGCGUGCAAAAUUUAGAGCAAAUCUGAGCGUUGCGUUUCGAGCAUUCCCUCAAGAAUAUAAAAAUUAAAUUAGCUUUUCGACGCGUGUUCAUUCACUUCCUUUAUGAAUUUGCAUAAACAACCCUCCGAAAAUGCGACGAGAAAAGGAAGGGAGCGCAGCUGCCGCCGAGACCUCCUCUCGCUCCCAUUAUAUUCCUCAUGCACUUCGCAAAUAGACGCCAAGGUAGGGUGGAAAAGGGUGCCGAGGGAUUUCCAACGUAAUAACAUGACCGGGCGUUCAAUUCUUCCUUCGAGUUUGUUGUCUAAAUUGAUGACUUUGUAUAAAUUAAAUUAGUAGAGGUCAUAAAAAUCGCGUGGGGAAGUAAAAUGUGAUUUUAUUGGCAUGUUUACCUUUUACGGGCCGAUUAAAGAGUAGUUUGAUGUGUUAUAAAGUAGUGGACUGUUCGUGGAAAAGGUCAGUAUUUGUUGUUUUAGUUGGGCGUUGAACUCCGAAAUGGCGAAACUUGUCAAUAACAAUGAUUUCAAAGGACGUAAGCGUUGAUUUUUGCCCAAAACGAGCCAUUUUAAUCAAGAAAUUUUAUAACGAAUAAUUUUUUUUUAUCACAUACGGUUCGUUGUUGAGGGGGUUGACUCUGUUUUACGUCACAAAAUUUUUAGUUUUUUCGCUAAUUCAAUUUUAUUUUUUGUCUGCAGCAAUUCCCGAUCUCAUUGCAUUUCUUGAUUUGAAUGCCGACGGAUUCAGAUCGCCCGGGGGCGUAAUUCGGAUUAGUCAUUAAUUUGCGUAUAAAAUCGUGUAACUUUUUGUAGUCUUGCGGAGAUUUUCCUUACAUUCUCCAUUGCAGAAUCUUUCAUUCUUAUGAAUACUGUCGCUCGAAGCCCGUUGCCAAAAAGAGUUGGCGUCAAAAUUCGACCUGUUUCUCGACUCGACCAUAGCUUUAAUUUCUACACCUCGAAGUUGGAUGGAUAUCUAAAAACUUUGGAGAUUUUCAAGUUGACCAUUCUGCGGAAUGUUGACAGCCCUGAGCUGACUUUCUAUGUCACCAAAAUUGAGUCGAUGAAGACGAGUGUUGCGGUUUUUGAGACAGCACAGACUGACGUUUUGUUCGACGAAGAGGCGCAGAUUACCAUGGAUUUAUAUAAAGCAAAAAUGAUAGGCCAUCUUGAUCGUUUUAUUCGAGGGUUUGACAUCGUCCAGCGGCAAAUGGAGCAGUCAAUUGUGGAUCAGUACUCGGUUUGCCGAUUGGUGAUUGAAAGAAGGAGACAAGAGGGAAACAGUGGAACGCUGGAAUCGAAGCUUCAAUUUUUAAAGGUAAGGAAAAACAUCAAACUUUUGGUCUGCAUAGAAAGUGUCACAAAUGUGAUGCUGCUUUCAUUUUUUUCUUUAAAAAUUUUGCAAACAAGUAGUGACAAAGGGCACUUACUUAUGAAUUCCUAAAGUUUUUAGCUUGCGCUUUGAGGCGCAGCGGAUUUAAUCAAUUAUUUUUGUCGAGGAAGAUGGGCAAAAUGCGGAAAACAGGCUUUGCCCUGUCAAAGUUUGUAUAGAAAUACCCGAUUUUUUGCAGAAACUAUAAAAAAACGGUCACUGUUUUGCCAAUUUUUGACCUAUGGCGGAAUGAUUUGUGUGGAAAACGUUGCCUUCUACGGGUAGAAAUCAUUUUGAAUUUUUUGGCUAACGCCAAAAGGGGCCGGUUUCUGAAAGAAAAAUCUCGGUUGUUUCUGCAAAGCGCGGACUAGGAAUCUAACAAAAAAAAAAAUAAAAAAAAGAAUACGUAUUGGCAAAUUAUGCUCUAAUCGUAAGUUUUAAAUUGUUUAGUGUCAGCAACGGCUUUGCAAGUCGAGCUUUUUCGCUGUGAGAAACCAACGUUCAUACACGAAGACGUAUUUUAAAAAUAAACUUUCACGGCAACCGUAUUUAAAAAAAACAUGUUAUUACACCUCUUUGGUGAAUAAUUAAGCCACUUACAACUGUUUUCAGCAACUCUCCGAUCAUUGCCAGCCUCUGAUUUCCAAGUGGAAUCAACAACAAGAUUCGUUCGCCAAAGAUAUUACACUUGACUUUUUGACAACAACAUUGUUUGAAGCAACAACUUUGAUUCCAAGUUUUGAACAACUCAUCAAAACUGUCGAUGCUGUCGACGCCAAAAGGCGAAAAACCGCGCUCAUGGUUGGAUUAGUUGUAAUAGAUGUUGUGUAUUUAUAUUCAAAAUAUUUUAAAUAAUUUUUGUACAAUAAAAAAAAUCGUAUUUUAAAAUUACGUGUGCAAAAUUAUUGGUUGCUAAAUUUUGGGUAUAUUUUUGUAGAAUUGUUGGCCACUAAAGAAUUAUUUUUUUUAUAUUUUUUGUUAUCAAAAAUUAUAAGAAACGCGACAUUUUGCUUCCUUAUUCAUUUUGUUGUUUUUCCAAUUCGUUUCAAAAAAACUCAAAUUUUCGACCUAUUAAAAUUAUUCAUUUUUUUCAAAUUUUUCAAACCCGUAUAUUGUAAAAAAAAUUUUUUGAAGACAAGACCAACCUAUAAUUUGCCAGUUUUAACCAUUUUCAGAGCCAAGCCAACUCUAGGCCAGCUCUGUAG